This is a messenger RNA of Caenorhabditis bovis, 1257 nucleotides long. Lineage: Eukaryota; Metazoa; Nematoda; Chromadorea; Rhabditida; Rhabditidae. The record is from the annotation of a GenBank genome assembly.
AUGGACUUGAGUAACGUUCAAACGGCAAAUAAGGUCUCUGGAAAACAGAAGGAUAUGGAAAAACAGACAGAUUCGCUUUCAACAAACGGCAAAAAAGUCUCUUCUUCGGAUUCGAAUGCCGAAAUGAAAAAAGGUGUUGGAAAAGAGCUUCCAUCGGCGGCGUCAAACACCGCUUCAACAGCUCUUGCGGCCACUUCAGUCCAUGAUGGAGCAACAUCGCAAAAUACUUCUGCGUUAUCAAAGAAUAAGAAGAAAAAACUGAAGAAGCAAAUGGCGAAAAAAAAUUCGGAAGCGCUUCCCGGAAUUUUCCAACCGCCGGUGAUGAUGGAUACGAGUCAAGAAUUCACAGAAGAACAGCAAGUGGCUGUUCUAAUGAGUUUUAUCAAGGAUUCACCCUUGGCGUUGGCAAAAGACUUGAUUGAUAUUCUUGUGACAAAACUCAAUCCUGAGGAUUUUCCGGAGGAAACACAGGCGGCCCGAUUGAAGACAAGUGGCGAUCCGAAUUCAUCUGUUGGAGUUGUUGAGUUGGUGAUAAAACCGAAAGAUAAGAUCAAGAAUCCAGAAAGCAAAGAGGAAGAAAACAAGGGACCUCUUAAUAACAUUCCACUCUCGCAAAUGUCAAACAGCGAUAUCUGUUUGUCGUCGAGCUCGCUGGCUUCUUGGGACUACUCGUCGGACACUGAUUAUGAUGAAAUGAAUGAGUCAAUGAAAAAGCAUGCCGCGCGGGCUUCCACAAAAUCGAGCGAGCACGGAACGUCAACAUCGGAAGGCGUUCGUGCUGAUGACCGGGCAACGUCUCCUACAGUGAUGAGAGCGGUUUCUCGACUUAUUGCGGGGCUCAAUGCUCAACUUAUCGAUCGGCACAGAGAAGCCGAAGCUCGAGAACGGGGAAUACCAGUUAAUGAGGGAGAUAAUGCCGAGAGUAAUUCGGCCAGAUUGUUUUACAAGCGUCGUUUCAACGAAUUCAAGAAGUUUAUGAAGAUGCGUAAAUACAUUGACACUCAUCAUGACCGCCUCGAGAGAGCUUUCAAGAUGAUGAUGGACAACGCUGAUUACAGCAGACCGGAUCAUCUUGAAAAAAUGAAGUUUAGCUGCUUCGUUCUAUCAAAAGCCGCCGCACGAUAUCACUACGCAAUGAAAAGCGACGACAAGCAUUUUCGACGGCAAAUGCUACAAGCGUCGUGCGAAACUCUCUGCAUUGGCGAGAAAUUUGUCAAAUCUUUCUUCGGUCCCCAAAGAAGUGUUUCUGCUAAAUGA